AUGUACCUUACUUCAGAAAACAUGCAUAAACAUUAUAUUCUACUUGCUUGGCCUUUCAAUCAAUAUAUUUUUUUACCCUUUAUGAGAAUAAGGAUUGAAGAUAAAAUUUUUAUUUGUAUGAACGAGUUAAAAAUUUUUUUUUAUCAAAUACUAUUAUAUCAACAACAGUGA
Messenger RNA from Vairimorpha ceranae, 171 nucleotides. RefSeq lists its product as hypothetical. Bases 1 to 171 code for a protein of 56 amino acids. The transcript has a single exon. The record is from RefSeq and is a predicted model, not a curated record. NCBI's taxonomy places the organism in Eukaryota, Fungi, Microsporidia, Nosematidae.